This is a messenger RNA of Brenthis ino (lesser marbled fritillary), 2805 nucleotides long. NCBI's taxonomy places the organism in Eukaryota, Metazoa, Arthropoda, Insecta, Lepidoptera, Nymphalidae. The record is from the annotation of a GenBank genome assembly.
AUGGAUAUCCCAGUACAGAUAGCUAUUCGACUUAAACCACCAAGCAUAGCUGAUUCUCUACAAUGUAUAUUUAGUAACCCAGUAACACAAAUUGUGAUUACGGAAAGUGGUCAAACUUUUCAUGUGAAUAGAGCUUUGCCUGGGGAUUGCACACAGGCCCAUCUUUUUAAUUCAUUUAUGAUACCUCAAAUUAACUGUUUCUUAGAUGGAUGUGAUACCUCAGUUGUUGUGUUUGGCCAAACAAAAUCUGGUAAAACCUAUACAUUAUUUGGUCCAGGUUUUGAAUGCAUACAUAGUGAAUGUGACCAAGGAAUAGUUCCACGGUUUCUAACAGAAAUAUUUCAUAGACUAGGCCAAAUGCCUGAGCGAGAAUAUAUCUUACAUAUAACAUGGAUGCAAGUUGUAAAUAAUAAUAUUUUUGAUGUAUUAGGAGCAGGCUUAGUAAGAUGCUCCAAUGUAGAGGAAGCUUUUCAAUAUUUACAAUUAGGAUGGAGACAAAGAUGCUUAGGAAAUAACCAUACAGUUUUUACUGUUAGUAUGGAACAAAAAUGGGUUGGAACAAAUGGUGUUCUAAAUCAUAGAAUGUCUACUGCUAGCUUUUGUGAUUUAGCUGCAUAUCCUGAACCUGGACUAUUUGCAUUAGAAAAUAUAAUAAGAGAACUAGUAGCUGGUAACCCACCAAAACAAAUAAAUUAUGAUCAGUGUAUAUUAACAGCCAUGCUAAGAGACUCAUUUGGUGGUAGAGCAUUUACCUGGGUAAUAGGUUGUAUAAGCACAGAGCCCGAUGACUAUCAAGACACUUUGAAAAUUCUCAAUUUGUCUUUAUGUUGUAGAGGAAUUAAAAAUUUUGUAACUGUAAAUUUAUUUGCUGAUAAUAAUACUCCCGUGUACACAGAAAAAGCUGCAAUACCAGCAGAGAAUGCAUUUAAUCUCCAAUUCGCAACCACACAGUGGGUAAAGCUAGUAUCAAAUGCAGAAGGACUAUUUAACAAAAUUCUACAGUCAAAAUCCUUAUCUGAAGCAGAUAUGAAUCAAGUUAGUGAAUGGUUGUUCCUUAAGGCUGAAUGCGAUGAAUGUUUAAAUAGUGAUAUAACAGUUGAUAAUAAGGAAACAAAUGCAAAACAAGGUUUGCCAAGAAUAGCAGAAGAUACUGAACCAAGUGAACCCAGUGAGUCUGAUGUGGAAUCAGACUCUGAAGAUAGUGAUUCAGAAACAGUAUUUCAGGAUAAAUUAGAAAAAUUUAUGGAAUAUUUUAGGGAAAAAAAUGAUCAGUUAUUUGCUGACAGGUGUGAGGAGUAUUUGAAUCAUAUUGAUUCAGAUGAUAUCACUAUAUCUGAAACGAGUGGUUCACAAUCUUUACCAGUAAUGACAUCCCAGUCUAAUUCUGGAAGACGGAGAACAAUUCAACCUGGGGAAAGUAUUUCAGGAGCUCAACUAGAAUUAUUAAGGAAAGUGGCAGCUAAAGCAAUAUCACCAGAAUCUCAGAAAAUAAUAAUAGAAUCUCAUAAAAAAGAUAUAGAUCCUGAACCAAAGUUGAUAGAAAGAGAGUUAUUAAAAAUGAUAGAUUCUCCAAAGACAAAUGAAAUUUGUAAAAGAUAUAAAAUGACUAAGGAAAAAUAUACACAAAAACAAAUUCUUGCGAGAAAGCUAUCUAAAGAGAUAAGUAGUAGUCAAACACAGUUAAAGGAGCUUAUAAAUCUCUGCAUAGCUAAAAAAAGACUUAUAGAUGAUUUAUCUAGAAGUAUUUCUUAUAACAGCAAAAAGUACUCAGAAAAAAUGGAAUCAAGUUUAGUUGAUCAAGAUGCUGUAAAGGAAAUGAAGAGGCAUGAAACAAACUUAAAAACAUACAAAAAACAAAUAGACCAAAUAAAAAGACAAAUAAAAAAGGAUGAAAAACGUAAGAAUACUUUAGAUGUAGAACUUCUUAAAGACAAACUUAAAUUAGAUGAACUUUCUGAGUCUUCUGUUGACAUGAAGGAUAAAAAAUCUCAUUCAAUAAAACAUUUUACUCAUAGGAUAACACAGUUAGAUAGUAUUUUAAAGGAAAAGACUAGUGAUUUAGCUAAUUUAGAAUUAUCGAAAGAGAAAGAGCUGAUGUUGCGGAAGGAGAUUAAAAAUUUGAGAAAAACAAGAGAAUGUUUACACGAGCAACGUUGUAGUUUAGGGCACAAACGCAAAAUGUACAAAUCACUAUCAGAUUCUGAGGAGCGCAAGUUAUUGGAAUGUGAAGAAGCUAUAGAAGCAAUAGAUACAGCAAUAGAAUAUAAGAACAAUUUAAUAUGCGGUAAAUCACCGUCUGCCUCAUUGUCCGACUCGCAAGAUAACAAGGAGUUUAGAAGUCGCGGCGAACAAAUGUUAAUGGCCAGGCUCGAUAAAUUGUCUCACGAUGAAAUAAAGACCUUACUCUAUAGAUAUUUCCAAAAGGUGGUGGACCUGCGCGGCGCGUGCGCGGCGCUGGAGGCGGGCGCGGCGGCGGCGGCGGAGGAGGCGGCGGCGUGGCGCGCGCGCGCCGCGGCCGCCUGGCGCCACGCGCACGGCGCGCAGCGGCGGCCGCCCGCGCACUACAGAUGUUUAGGCGGCGUUAACAUCGACAGAGCUCUUUCAUUGGGAUUGACGACUGACUCAGAGACGUCUGACGAUGCCAUGCGUCUGGUCGAUAAAGUCAGGCAGCUCGCGAGAUAUCCACCGACGCCAGUUAUUCCGAGUCAAAACUUAAGGCAACUCAUGCCGGCCACGAAUCUGCCGGUGGCCAAAGUCACGAAGGAGAAGAACAAACUGGUGAUAGUGCAGCAGAACAAGAAAAAC